AUGCGUCCAACAUCAAAUCGUCAAACAAAAACAUCAUUACUUCGUCAAUCAAAGAUACGUUCCUCUCUUCGUUCAGCACCAUUUGUUUAUCAGAAAUCAUUGAAACAAAUAACAAACAUGUACAGUAGUAAACAAGAAGGGGAAAAUGAUCCUGUUUCAAUGUCAAAUGUUGAAGAACAACAACAGAAAAAAACUGGAAAUGGUGUGAUGAAAAAUGUUGUAUUUAAACGUCGCUCUGUUAAAAAACUAGCCGCUAUUCUAUCUGGUUCGUCACUCGAUAAUUCAACAAAAGAAAGUGAUACGUUAAAACAAGUUAUUGUCUCAUCGCUAACAGAAACAGUCCAAAAAUUGGAAAUUGCUGUUGACGAUCAAGAAAAUAAGCCAUCAGGACAACAAAAAGUGUUAAAGCCACAACGAGUAAUUCCUCCUCCGAAACCAAGAGCGGUGAUUGUAAGAGAACCUUCCGCGGCAAUAGCAGUCGUUAUUAAACAAUUAGAAAUUGUGACAAUUGAACCAUCGUUUGCAAGAGAUAACGAUUUUGAUAUUGAUGAAUUGGAUGAGGAUGAAUAUAGAGUCAAUGGUGAAAUAUAUGUAAUGAAUUAUGUUCGUGAUAUAAUGAAUU
Messenger RNA from Didymodactylos carnosus, 622 nucleotides. NCBI's taxonomy places the organism in Eukaryota, Metazoa, Rotifera, Eurotatoria, Philodinida, Philodinidae. The record is from the annotation of a GenBank genome assembly.